AUGUUCCGGUCUGGUGACUUUUCUUUUGCAAAUCAGCCCCGUGCUAGGCCUGAGACGAAGGUGGAUAAUGAAGAGCUGGAAGCUGUUGUGGAAGCAGAUACAUCUCAAACUACGUGUGAGUCAGCAGCAAAGCUUAAUGAUUCGAAUCCAUCUGUAUUCGACUAUCUGAAGCAAAUUGGCAAGGUAAAGAAGCUGGACAAGUGGGUACCACACGAACUGAACGAGCAUGAAAUGUCACGUCGUCUUGAAAUUUGCUGUCACAGCAUGAAAGCGAAAAAGUUUCGCAUCGUAUUGUUACGUAGGAUGAAAAAUGGUUUCUUUUCAACAAUAGCAAGCCUUCUGCACAGUGGUUGA
Octopus sinensis (East Asian common octopus) is the source of this 354-nucleotide messenger RNA. Its product is annotated as histone-lysine N-methyltransferase SETMAR-like. Lineage: Eukaryota; Metazoa; Mollusca; Cephalopoda; Octopoda; Octopodidae. The record is from RefSeq and is a predicted model, not a curated record. The transcript has a single exon. The coding region runs from base 1 to 354 and encodes 117 amino acids.